Molecule: messenger RNA, 1511 nt
Organism: Capsella rubella
Lineage: Eukaryota; Viridiplantae; Streptophyta; Magnoliopsida; Brassicales; Brassicaceae
Product: WD repeat-containing protein 25
Exons: 4
Coding region: 10-1362 (450 amino acids)
Molecular function (GO): protein binding
Source: RefSeq, a predicted model, not a curated record
GUCUCUCCGAUGGAUCUUAUAUGCAAUUCGUAUGCCAAUGACUCCGACGACGAACCUGAACCAUUAGCCGACGAGCCUUUAAUUUCUCGAUUCUCCGUCGAACCUUCAAUUCCUUCAAAGCGUCCAUAUCCAUUCCCAGAGGAGCGACAGUACAAACCAUCUCGUAGACCGUAUCCUCCGCACGAUUCCUAUUCCGAUCCUCAAACGAGCUCUUCCGUUACGGUGCCGGUUCCAGCUCCGGUCCAAGGACGGUAUGUAUCCAAGAGAGAGAGAUCACUUUUAGCCUCUAUCUCAACGAUUCCGAGUCCCGAGUUGAGUCAGAAACUAACGUCGAGUUCUCCUACUGUUCUCGGGAGCAUCUCAGAUUCUGAUGUGCCGCGCCAUGUUCUGUAUUCGGUUACACGUCGAGGAUCCUCGUCGCGAACGGAAAUGCCUAGUUCGAUAUCGAUUUCGUUAACUGGACAUACAAAGGCGGUCACCGCUAUUGAUUGGUCUACAAGUCAUGUUCAUCUUCUUGCUUCUGCGGGGCUUGAUGGUGCUGUUUACGUGUGGAAUGUGUGGAGCAAUGGUAAGAAGAAAGUUCGGGAGUUUCUUCAUCAUAAUGCACCGGUUAAAAAUGUGAAGUGGUCAAAGCAAGGAGUAUCGUUGCUUUCUUGUGGAUAUGACUGCACAUUGAGACUAUUUGAUGUUGAAAGAGGGGUAGAAACACAAAAUUUCAAGGAGGAUCAGGUCAUUGGAGUUGCUAAGUUCCAUCCAGAUAAUUUCAACGUGAUUCUUUCCGGUGGAUCAAAAGGAAGUCUUAGAUUAUGGGACAUUAGGGCCAACAAAGUCGUGCAUGAAUACAUCCGAGAUCUUGGGCCAAUUCUUGAUGUUGAGUUUAUCGCGGGUGGGAAGCGGUUUGUCUCUUCAAGUGAUGUGUCCGGCAGAAAUAUAAGUGAGAACGCUGUUAUAGUUUGGGAUAUUUCGAGGGAGGUUCCUCUGUCUAAUCAGGUCUAUGUAGAAGCAUACACAUGCCCCUGCAUCAAACGUCACCCACAAGACCCAGUGUUCAUCGCCCAAUCACACGGAAACUACGCUGCAAUCUUCUCAACGAACCCACCUUUCAAGCUCAACAAAUACAAGAGAUUCGAAGGUCACUGGGUCGCAGGUUUCCCAAUCAAAUGCAACUUCAGCCCGGAUGGAGAAACCUUAGUCACUGGCUCAUCUGACGGUUCCGUAUACAUGUACAACUACAAAUCCACUGAGCUUAUUAAGAAGCUUAAGGCCUAUGAACAGCCCUGUGUGGAUGUGGCAUACCACCCUGUUUUGCCUAACGUGGUCGCAGCUUGUAGUUGGAAUGGACAAGUCUCUGUUUUUGAGUGAGGUCACAAUAGUUAGUACUUUAGUACUAGUAUUACAAAAUCAAGAUUAUAACGAAAAUCCAGUAAGAAAAUAAAAACAUUAGAGGGGACAAAUGUUGAAACUUGAUGUCAGAAGGCAAAUUCAAAUUAUGUUCCAAUAUUAGUGUUUUA